Fomitiporia mediterranea MF3/22 is the source of this 513-nucleotide messenger RNA. RefSeq lists its product as uncharacterized. Bases 1 to 513 code for a protein of 170 amino acids. Lineage: Eukaryota; Fungi; Basidiomycota; Agaricomycetes; Hymenochaetales; Hymenochaetaceae. The transcript has 2 exons. The record is from RefSeq and is a predicted model, not a curated record.
AUGGGGCCAAAUAACCUUCAGGAUAAUCCCCAGCAUUCAACUCAACCACAGACACCAGUAACAAAUUUACAAGGCAUGCAAAUGCAUGCAUACAACCAGCUGACUCCUUUGCAUAUUCAGCUUCACCCAACGUUCUUGACUUCCAGCACACCUAGUCCAAGCCCAAAUUCUCCUACACUCAAUACAGAGUUUCCAGAGAAUGCUACAGGCCUUGUAGCAUUAAACUGGACUCCAGUUCAGCAGCCCCAAUCGUUCCAGGAGCAGAAUUCAGCUCACCUUUCAUCUCUGGCUCUACAGUCCACUCAAAGCCCCUCUCCAGCACUAGAGAAGUCAAAAUCUAAAGGAAAGGUGAAGGAGAAAGCUGCACUGAAAAAGACAGGAAAAGGGUCACAAUCUGGAAAGAAUGUGCAUGCUUCUAGUGCUUCAGAUAUAGAAAUUAGCAACUUAACUGAAAAGAUGAAAGAUGAUGCCAAGGUAUUCAAUGUGAAAGAGACGAAGGGAAAGGCUUCAUAG